CCCAGCCUCCCUGUACUACUGACCAAUAGGAAGGGGGCAGGCGGGUUUUUUUACCCCCAUCAAGAUGUCAAAGAACACAUUUCUGAUGAUGUCUGCUUGUGGGUUUAAUCACGCAGCUGUGGGAAAGUGUGAGAGUGUGUAAAAGUGUGUUUAGAUGGCAUGCAGUAUACAGGUUAACAGUCUAAAUGUGUUCAGUGAAGCAGCUGGAUUUAAGCAACAAAAGCAAGACUACAGUAAACUAUAGAUCCGUGUACUGAUAGUGUGAUUGUGAGUGGUGGAGAGGGGAAAUUACUGGGACAGUGUUAGAUGAGCGGCAUGUCGCGGAGAAAACAGGCGAAGCCACAGUGUGUCCACAUGGAUCCUCCUCUACACCUAGAUAAUGCAGACUGCCACAUAAACAAUAACAUCUCACAGGCUUGUGAUGUCCAUGUGUGUGAGAAUUGCUGCGCUGAGUUUUUAGGCAUCUCAGAUCUCCAUGAGCAUCAAAUGGGUUGCUUUGAGAAUCCGCCAGUAUUAAUAGUGAAUGAAAAUGGAUGUUCGACCGCUCCGUCUUCAUCUUUCACGUUCAGUUCACCUACACACAGUGCGGAGGACCAAGCAAACAACAGCAUCAGUACUGAAGAUAAUGAAGGAUUAUACAACAAAUUUUUUGAAGAAAACAGAAAAUCACCUGUGACUGACAGCAACAGUGACAAUGCAGGUUAUUUAUCAGAUAAUGAAAACAAUAUAGAAAAGCAGAGUACAUGCAUUACCAGCUUAACAAUUCUGCCUCAAGCACACUCUUUACCUGAAUUGAGUAAAUUGUCCUCCACCAGCAACAAUGUCGUCAUUGAGAAUUUAGAAAGUACAAAAGUGGCGGUGGCUCAGUUCUCUCGGGAUGUUUGUUUGAAUGCAGUGAUUAACAGCAGUAGUCCUACCAAUUGCAACAUGACCAGUAUGAAUUUGAUUGAGCAACUUGUUGCUGUGCAGCGACAGCAGGUGCAGCAGCUGAAGCUCAUUGAGCAAAUACGACAGAACGUAUUACUGUUAUCAGCCCAUAAUACAGACACAUCUGCACCCUCCGGCACCUGCCAAGGUACAUCAGAGAUAUCUCAGACCGGCCCCCUAAUAACACUUAGCUCACACCUCUCCCAGCAGCUAGUGGAAGCUGCAGGGCUAGCACAAAGCCUUGUGAAUCAGUCUGCCAGCAUUAACAAAGUCAGACAACUUGAGAACGCAGUAUUAUACAGCAACGAUGAUACCCCACUCUUAAGUGUCACAGAUAUCACUCAAACGAUAGAAACAGACAAAAGCCAAAUUGUCAUAAAUCCAUCUAAAAAAACGUCUGACCAUGAUGACACAUUUUCUGAACAGCAGAGUCGAACAAGCCAUUUACUCUCCCAGGUUUCAACUGAUAGCUCACUCAAUUUAACAAAUUAUCUCAGUCUACCUCAGAGUCCAACUGGAAAUUACAUCUUUGGAAACUCAUUGCCAAGGAUUAAGGCAAUUGUGGAGGACUUGAAUGCCUUGACUGCUUUAGCUCAGCAAAGGACGGGCAAAAUGCCCAAUAUGACUUCAUUUGGACACAAAAGUGCUUUUGAUGAUGGUUUGUUUAAACACAAAUGCAGAUUUUGUGCCAAGGUAUUUGGAAGUGACAGUGCUUUACAGAUACAUCUACGAUCCCACACAGGAGAGAGACCAUACAAAUGUAACAUAUGUGGGAAUCGGUUUUCAACACGGGGAAACCUUAAAGUUCACUUUCAACGUCAUAAAGAAAAAUAUCCAAACAUAAAAAUGAAUCCUUAUCCAGUUCCAGAGCACUUAGACAAUGUUCCAACAAGUACUGGCAUCCCAUAUGGUAUGUCCAUGCUGCCAGAUAAGCGUGCAUCCAAGUGGUUAGACAGUAAACCAUCUGUGACCAGCCUACCUGGUUUGUUGUUAACUUCAUCUUUGCCAAGUCUUCCAAGCAUAAUUAAAAGAGAGGCACAAGUGUUAUCAGUUGGCAUACCCAAUAGUCCUGGCGCUAGUGCUUCAAAUGGGUUCGAGAUGUUUGAAAGCGAAAACAACAAUAAAGAGGAUUUCAGCAAUGAUCAUUAUACAAAUUUAAAUGGAAAAUAUCAAGAAAUAAAAUACCUGAGUUCAUCUGGACGUGGUUCAGAAGAACACAACACUAGUGGCAAUGCUUUUAACCCUACAAAUUCAUCAAUCCCACUGCAACUUGAGGAUAUCAAACCAAAAUAUCCAUUUGGGGGUUUACUAGAUUGUGUGGACACUUCAGAAACAACCAAGCUGCAGCAAUUGGUCGAGAAAAUAGAUAAGAAAACCACAGACUCCAAUGAGUGUAUGAUCUGUCAUCGUGUAUUAAGUUGUCAGAGUGCCCUUAAAAUGCACUACCGCACACAUACCGGCGAGAGACCAUUCAAGUGCAAGAUAUGUGGACGAGCUUUCACGACCAAAGGCAACCUUAAAACACACUACAGCAUUCAUUGUGCCAUGCUACCUUUGAAUGUGCAGCAUUCAUGCCCUAUUUGCCAAGAAAAGUAUACAAAUGCCAUGGUUUUACAAAAGCACAUACAUACGCACAUGGUUCAACAAAUAACUAGUGUUACACAACCAGAAAGUUGCCACGAAUCGGUAGAGCCUGAUACAUGCUCAGUAGAAGAGAAGAACAUAGAAGAGAACCUUUCAGAUGAAUACAUGGAUAUAGAAAACAGUUUUCCAGCCUCUAAAGAUGCAGCAUUUUCCCAGGACAGUCAAUGUUCAUUUAUUAUAUCAUCACAUGCUAUGACCUCUGAAGCAGAGAAAAAUAUGCAACAGAAGGAUUUACUAAAUGGCAAGUUAGAGAAUGUGUCAAUAGAGGAAGAUCAUUUGUCUCUCAAGUCAUACAAUGACCAUACUAACCAACAAUCUAACAGCCCUGCUUGUCCUGAAAUUGUGUAUUCUUUGAACUCUUUCUCUGAAAAGAUUUUACUGGACAAUAUUAGAAAAUAUACAGGCGAGACUUACCAGAAAACAUUAAAUUCAGAGCUAACUAGUACAGGACUGCCAAGUUUGAUAUUUAGUUCAACAUCUACUGAUACCCUAAAAGGAGGAAUGACCAUCAAGUUUCCUUCCGGUGAACAGGGAACCUCUAAGAACAAUGCAUGUGAUGUCUGCAACAAAACAUUUGCCUGUCAGAGUGCCUUGGACAUUCACUAUCGCAGUCACACCAAAGAGCGACCAUUCAGAUGCCAUGCAUGUAACAGGGGGUUUUCAACCAAAGGGAACCUAAAACAGCACAUGCUCACACACCAGUUGCACAAUCUACCUUUACAGUUAUCUGAACAAGCCAGCGAGAAUAUUGCUUCUUCACUAAAAUCACCACAUCCCUCUAUGAGACACUUAGUUUGCUCAAAAAUAAAGAUGGAAGACAACAACAUCUUAAAUAAAGAUUGCAAAGAUACAGUCUUGGGUAUGAUGACCUCCUCAGCACCCUCACUGACAGAUCUUUCAGUACCACCUGCUCCAUCCAGGAAAACCUUCAAGCAGCAUUUCUGCCGCACUUGUGGGAAAACGUUCUCUUCUUCUAGUGCUCUGCAAAUUCAUGAGAGAACUCACACUGGAGAGAAGCCUUUUGCAUGCACUCUUUGUGGACGUGCAUUCACUACCAAAGGAAAUCUGAAGGUUCACAUGGGAACCCAUAUGUGGAGCAAUUCUCCAGCACGUCGAGGUCGGAGGCUUUCUGUAGAAGAUCCUUUUACAGUCCUUAAAUCCAAUCCUGUGAAAAUCCCAGACACUCUCCCAAAAGAAACUAUCAGUAACGCAGAGUCUGUUGGCUUAUGGAACCAGUAUAUCACAGCACCUCUCACUACCGGCUUAGCAUUGAAAACCAAUGAGAUCUCUGUGAUACAGAAUGGAAGUAUACCACAAGUGUCCCAUUCUGAUGGUCGUGGAGGAAACUCACCUAUUGGUGGACUCACAGCAAGUCUAGAAAAAACACAUAAUAUAAAAACGAAAAAAGAUGUUUCUUCAAUCGAGAGGUUCGGUGACAAUGGGCCAUGUUUUCACAUUACACCAUUUAUUGAGGAAAGUAAAACUGAUUAAUUUUUCUUGAACCUUGCUCCUAAGAUUAAAACAUUCAUUACCUGAUUACUAUAGAUUUUUAGUUUUAGUUUUAGAAUACACAUUCAGAAUGUUUUUUUAUUUUUUUUACCAUUUACAUUGUCAUGAUUUUGCUUAUUUUCUUUGUAGGUAUUUUGCCCUUAUAUAUUCAAACACGGGUAUGGAUCAAUUAGCUGUAUUUUUUUUAUAUCGGUUUUAUACA
This is a messenger RNA of Silurus meridionalis, 4282 nucleotides long. RefSeq names its product spalt-like transcription factor 1b (gene sall1b). The transcript has 3 exons. NCBI's taxonomy places the organism in Eukaryota, Metazoa, Chordata, Actinopteri, Siluriformes, Siluridae. The record is from RefSeq and is a predicted model, not a curated record. Gene Ontology annotation, cellular component: nucleus. Gene Ontology annotation, molecular function: RNA polymerase II cis-regulatory region sequence-specific DNA binding; DNA-binding transcription factor activity, RNA polymerase II-specific. Gene Ontology annotation, biological process: regulation of transcription by RNA polymerase II. Bases 307 to 4062 code for a protein of 1251 amino acids.